This is a messenger RNA of Dama dama (fallow deer), 508 nucleotides long. RefSeq names its product C-type lectin domain family 2 member A (gene CLEC2A). The transcript is spliced from 5 exons. The coding region runs from base 35 to 508 and encodes 157 amino acids. The record is from RefSeq and is a predicted model, not a curated record. Lineage: Eukaryota; Metazoa; Chordata; Mammalia; Artiodactyla; Cervidae.
GCUACACAUCAGCAGGCAUGACAGCUGGAUACACAUGCCAGUUUGCAAGUUGAAAAAAUACUGGAAGAGUUUUCUUAUAGUGGUCUUUCUUAUAGUGGUCCUUGUAACAGUAUUAUAUUUCAGUUGUUCAAAAAGUACCAAAGCUAUGGAAUGUUCAGAGGAGUGGAUUGGAGUAAGAAGGAAGUGCUUCUAUUUUUCUAAUGAUACCAGAAAUUGGACAGCCAGUAAAAGAUUUUGCAGUUCACAGGGAUCAGAACUUGCUCAGAUUGAUACACCAGAGGAGAUGAAAUUUUUGAAGAAGCACGCAGGACCUUCUAUGUACUGGAUUGGAUUAAGCAGAAAACUAGGAGAGUCUUGGAAAUGGACAAGUGGCACUACAUUCAAUGCUGGGUUUGAAAUCAGUGGGAAUGGACCCUUUGCUUUUUUGAAUUCUGAUGGAGUCCACAGUUCCAGAGGAUUUGUUGAUAUCAAGUGGAUUUGCAGCAAACCAAUAUCUAAAACAGAAUAA